Messenger RNA from Exaiptasia diaphana, 3047 nucleotides. Its product is annotated as sushi, nidogen and EGF-like domain-containing protein 1. NCBI's taxonomy places the organism in Eukaryota, Metazoa, Cnidaria, Anthozoa, Actiniaria, Aiptasiidae. The transcript has 4 exons. Gene Ontology annotation, biological process: cell-matrix adhesion. The coding region runs from base 926 to 1537 and encodes 203 amino acids. The record is from RefSeq and is a predicted model, not a curated record.
AAUCAUUAUUUUCUUUCAACUGAGCGCGCGCGCGCGAGACGUGGUUUCAACACAAAGUACAUGCCCUUUUAUUGACACACUCUAAUCAGUGAACGAGAUUUUACAUAAGUGUGGUUAAAUUUGAACUUUGUUGCGGUAUAAGAGGUUUGUGGUCGCAUAGAAGAACAAGGCACACAACUUGCAACUACGUAGUAUUUCUACUCUUUAUUCGAACGUUUCGGCACUUCGGCCUUCUUCAGCAAAUUUUUUAUUGUUAUUUUUUUACUUUAACAUUCCUUGGCUUUGCCUUGAAUGUACGAUUUUCGAACGACAGUCAAAAGCGUAUGAAAUUAUUAUCUAGUUGCAUUAUUAUUCUUUGUAAGAAACCCGUUUAUAUCUGACUUUAACCGUUUCCGCCUUUUACGAAGUGAUUUUAUUUUGUAGACGAUCAUUCUAUCUCUAUAAUAAUUCUAUAAUAAUUCUAUAUUAACGUCAAAAUCCCUUAAUCACAUCUUAAGGUUUAUGUUACUGACAUUAUUCUUACAUAUUUACUACUGAAAACAUCUUUUAUAAUCAAAACAUGCUUCUGUUUCAGUGUAAAAAUAGUGGGGAAGUGAAACCACAUUACGCACACUGCUAAUUCAAAACCUGAUACACGUCGUGCUUACAAUGUUUCUUACCAAAAAAGGUUUACUAUUCAAUUCACUAUUGUAAUUCAUUCGACAUUCGAUGUUCCGGAAAAGUUUCUUCAUAAACUUGUAAUAAAAACAUGUAUUACAGGCAAAUUUUGAGGUCUGGAACAGGUACACAUACACCCUUUCCUCCACUCUUUAAAACUCAAUGAAUUAACGGUGGUCAAGAUGGUCUUGACUAAACGCGUAUGGCUGUACUUCAUCAGUCACAUGACAAAAAAAAUGCGUAAGACAGAGAAGAAUUAUUUCCUUCGAUGCAAACCAAUGUACCUGUAACAAACUACGGAGUAAUAUAUUUCAAAGGAGGAUCUUACGUAAUUGGUCCAUUCUACGCACUUUAUGACACAACACAACGAGGUUGUAUAUGGUACAGACGAAUCAACACCGAACACUUAAUGAAAGAGGCAUCAACCGACUUAAGAAGGACUUUCACAGAAUUCCCGCGAUUCUCAGCAAUAUGGAUGUUUGUUGUUACAUGGGAGGAAGUACCAUUUUAUCAAAGUAAUGAUAAGAAUAUUACCAACACCUUUCAGUUGGUAUUGCUAACGGACGGACGUUAUUCCUUUGUUCGUUUUAACUACCAUAACGUCUCAAAGYCUCCAAUAAAGACAAGUGGACGCAAAAUUUUAGUAGGGAGUGGAUUCAUCGCUGGUAAUUAUUCCUACAGAACAUUUGUAAAUCAUUUUCGAAAUAUAAGCGUAUGGGAUCUCCCUUCAGAAACAAAUGUUGGCAAAAUAGGAAUGUGGAUGUUCAGGACAGACAACAUCACAAUACAAGAACCAAAAAGACGAAUCACGAAAGGUGAAAACAAAUUAAUAUCCUAUAUCAACCCAUUUAAGUCCAUGACAAAAAUUUUAAUUUUUUAAUUUUUUUUUAAAGUAAGGACUAACAGCAAUGUCACAAUUGUUUGUGCAAUCAAAAGUUCUUAUUCACUAUGGCCGCCAUGACAGUUUUCGUAAUGCAAAUUGGCUAUGCGGUCAUUCAGUUCAAAUUUGGAUAUUUACUACAGAUAUUUCAAUACCUUCAAGAACUGUCUUAUGCGAGAACAUAAGGCAUAGAGCUAGUCGAUCGCUUAAAAUUUGCCAUUUCUUCUAGUGUUUACCCACUGAAAGACCACGUGGCUAAUUUGCAUUCCAAACGGAAGCCAUCAUGGCGGCGAUCGAGAAUGAGGCUGUAUUCUGAUCAAGAGAUAAUUCAGAGUUAUGCUGCCAAAAAAAUGCUGAUUUUCUGAACUAACGUUUUAUAUUGUCUUUUAUCAGCUUCGACAACAGACACUUUCAUGUAUGUUAGACAGAAAGACAGGCAGGAAGACAAAUAUAGACAAAUUAGCAUAUUAAUAAAUCCACUUCGGCUGGCAGUAGCCAGUACAUAUGAUAUCUGUAUAUGAAUAAAUGCCUAUAUUGGUACCGCAUUUGGUGUUAUAAUUAUUGAUUUUUCAGUCGGUUUGUUGUUUUGUUUUCUGUCAUCUUGUUCAGUACUGUAUACAUUUUUACUACGUGCAUGUAUAUUUUCCUUUUGUUGUUGCUGUUGUUUUGUUUAUCAGAUUAGGUGACAAGAAAGCACAGAAAAGGUAAGAAGUAUGGUGUAAUGAUAUCAUUCUGAACGCUACUCUUCAGUUCCUUUACAUUGCCGUAUGGAAAAGCCUGCAAGAACACACCUAAGACCAGUCCUCCGUUAAUGGGAGUCAGGAAAUAUUUUACAUUGUCAUUAACAUAUAAAGUAAACGAAAAAAACAUAUACAUGUAUGUUAUAUAAAACAGAACUCCUGUAACAUAAGAGUUAUUACUGACGAACUUCAAAACACAUAUUAUUGAUUAUAAUUAUAGGAGUAUGCCAGCCCCUAAGAGCAAUCCUCCUUAGUGGUCCAUUGAACAAAAACCCCAGAAAAAAACGCUUUCCAAGAGCCAAGAUAGAAUGUGUAGAAAAUUCCAGUCAUUCAGCCAGUUAGUUACAUUUAAGGUGAACAUAACGGCAUUCGAACGAUCCAGUCAGAUUAGUCUGAUGCUUAAAUCCUUUCUCGCAGGUACAAUCUUCAGUAAUGCUUGAGAGUAUGCAGCCAAGAGCAAAACAUGGUGAGCUACGCACACAGUGUUUGAGCGAUACGAGCAACAGCAACGAAAAGUGACUUUAUCAAGGUUCCUUCACAAAUAUGACGCAAUGUGCAAGUCAAAUCAAUACCAGAAAAAAAAAAAUAAGCUGUCGGCACAUUCUGCAUAUUGUGACUUAACUGUUGAGAAGCACUUUGAUAUUGACGAACACAUCCAAAGUGUGAAUUAAAAUUCUUUCAGGUAUCAUCUUGGAGCUAAAAUUAAAGAGAGAUAAUUAACUUAACAAACAUUGUAGUUUGUUAAUAAACAAUAUCUUUUUUUACAAGCA